UAAUGUCGGUCGUGAUUCACACAUCAAAGAGGAAAAAUAGAUAAUGAUUUUCUGAAUUUAUGAAGUGUUUAUGGAGUGAAUCAAAAUAUUAAUAAUUAUCUCGUGAUUGUGAACACCUCAGGAACAGUAGUAGUGGAAUAACACGUCUGCAAUGCCGGCGUAUCACUCGAGUUUUGUCAAGGGCAAUAAGUGCAUGGGAAAUUUGGCCCUUCUGCCUCUGAGGACAAGUUUCCGAGGACCAGCACCUGCUUGUCCCCCAGAAACUGAACAAGAUAUUAUUGAUGAGGCAUUGUAUUUCUUCAGGGCUAACGUAUUCUUCAGGACUUAUGAAAUUAAGAGUGAAGCUGAUAGGGUAUUGAUCUACAUAACUCUCUAUAUCACCGAGUGUUUAAAGAAACUACAGAAAUGUGCAAAUCAGAAUCAAGCCCUUAACGAAAUGUAUUCCCUUGCCAUUUCGAAAUUUGAUAUUCCAGGGGAUCCAGGAUUUCCCCUGAAUUCUGUUUAUGCCAAGCCAAGUAGUCGUGCUGAAGCAGAUCAAAUGAGACAGUAUCUCCAACAAAUAAGACAAGAGACUGCGGCUCGUCUCGUAGAGAGAGUGUACAGUGACAACGGAAAGCCCAGCAAAUGGUGGUUGUGCUUCGCCAAGAAGAAGUUCAUGGAUAAGUCUCUCUCUGGUCCAGGGCAAUGAAAACGCCCUCUGAAUGCAAUAGAUUAAACAUUUUUCAUUUUCUUUCACUUUCAUUUUCUAUUUUUUUUCUUUUAUACAGAGGAAAACGCUCAAGAAAAUAAAUCUAGCAAAUAAAAAAUAAUAUUUAAAGCUUA
This is a messenger RNA of Diachasmimorpha longicaudata, 822 nucleotides long. RefSeq names its product actin-related protein 2/3 complex subunit 3 (gene Arpc3A). NCBI's taxonomy places the organism in Eukaryota, Metazoa, Arthropoda, Insecta, Hymenoptera, Braconidae. Gene Ontology annotation, cellular component: cytoskeleton; Arp2/3 protein complex. The transcript is spliced from 4 exons. Bases 152 to 688 code for a protein of 178 amino acids. Gene Ontology annotation, molecular function: actin filament binding. The record is from RefSeq and is a predicted model, not a curated record. Gene Ontology annotation, biological process: regulation of actin filament polymerization; Arp2/3 complex-mediated actin nucleation.